AUGAAAUUCGCCCAGAAUAAUCCUGAGAAGUUCCUGUGGGACUCGGUGAAGAGCCCCUCUGGUGCAUCCAUGGCGGCCACCCAAGCUAAAGCCCUGCCGAGGCUGAUGGUGUGGCUCAUCCUCUUCGUCUCGGCCACCUAUGUGGUCUACACGCUGAAGCUGGUCUCCUCCUCCCACAGCUCCUGCGCCGAAGACAACAGCAGCCCUUUCACUCAUCACCAGAAAUCCGUCCACAUCACCGACCUGCCGCUGAACGACACCGUUUCGUCGUCCUCCGCGGACGUCCAAGCAGAGCCCCAGCCUCACAAUUCCCUAAUCCGGCACGAAUCCCCGGACAAAACGGGUCUGGAGCACAUCGUGUUCGGCAUAGCCGCCUCCGCGAAGCUGUGGAGCAAGCGCAAGGAGUACAUCAAGCUGUGGUGGCAGCCGGAGAAGAAAAUGCGGGGUACGGUCUGGCUCGACAGCCCCGUCAAGACCUACAGGAACGAGAGCUCGACACUGCCUGAGCUGAGAAUCUCGGCCGACACCAAGCGAUUCGCGUACAAGAACAAGCAGGGCCACCGUUCGGCCAUCCGCAUAUCGAGGAUCGUCUCCGAGACCCUGCGGCUGGGGGAUUUGGACAAUGUGCGGUGGUUCGUGAUGGGUGAUGAUGAUACCGUGUUUGUGACCGACAAUUUGGUUAGAAUCUUGAAUAAGUACGACCACACGCAGUAUUAUUACAUAGGGAGCUUGAGCGAGAGCCAUCUGCAGAACAUAUACUUUUCAUACGGGAUGGCGUAUGGCGGUGGGGGUUUUGCGAUAAGCUACCCGCUGGCUAAGGCGCUCGAGAGGAUGCAGGACAGGUGCAUACAGAGGUACCCUGGCCUCUACGGCUCGGAUGACCGUAUGCAGGCUUGUAUGGCCGAACUCGGUGUGCCACUCACCAAGGAACUAGGUUUUCACCAGUAUGAUGUUUACGGCAACUUAUUCGGUCUGCUCGCGGCUCACCCGGUUACCCCCUUGGUGUCCCUGCACCACCUGGAUGUGGUCGAGCCCAUUUUCCCGAAUGUGACCCGUGUGCAGGCCCUCAAGCGUCUCAAGAUCCCAAUGGGCCUCGACUCGGCUGGCCUAAUGCAGCAGUCCAUAUGCUACGACAAGAUCAACGAGUGGACCCUGUCCGUCUCGUGGGGUUUUGCGGUCCAGAUAUUCCGGGGGGUUUUGUCCCCCCGGGAGAUCGAGAUGCCAUCUAGGACAUUCUUGAACUGGUACAGGCGGGCAGAUUACACGGCUUAUGCUUUCAACACGAGGCCUGUUAUGAGAAACCCUUGCCAGAAGCCGUUUGUUUUCUACAUGUCGGGGGCGAAAAUGGAACCGGGCACUAACCGGACGGUGAGUGAGUACGUCCGUCAUCGGGUCCCACAUCCACUUUGUAAGUGGAAGACGGUCGACCCGAAUGUGGUCGAGCGGAUCAAGGUUUACAAGAAGCCCGACCCAGGACUGUGGGAUCGGUCACCGAGAAGAAAUUGUUGCCGGGUCGUAAGCUCGAACAAGAAAAAUAUGGUGAUAGAUGUGGGUGUAUGCAGGGAAGGUGAGAUUAGUGAAGUAUAG
Striga hermonthica is the source of this 1587-nucleotide messenger RNA. The record is from the annotation of a GenBank genome assembly. NCBI's taxonomy places the organism in Eukaryota, Viridiplantae, Streptophyta, Magnoliopsida, Lamiales, Orobanchaceae.